AAUGGUCGCCGAUCGCGGCUCCAACAAAAUGGCCGCCGCGAUCUCGCGCAUGCGCAAAAGGUGCAAACGGCCGUUCGGAUCUCGCGGCAAUGCGCGAGAUCCAAGAUGGCCGCUGUGCGCGCUCAGGGCCGAUGGAGGCGUACUCCACAGCCCAAAAGCCCGGGAAAAACGGGGGCAAAAUAUGCCGACCGCAACCCGGACCAAUAA
This is a messenger RNA of Pelobates cultripes (western spadefoot toad), 207 nucleotides long. The record is from the annotation of a GenBank genome assembly. NCBI's taxonomy places the organism in Eukaryota, Metazoa, Chordata, Amphibia, Anura, Pelobatidae.